GAUGAGCCCAGCUAAUCUCAGACUCAAACUCAACACUGGGGCUGAAAUCCCAUCAUUGCGAACGAGCUGGAUCUUGACGUCACUCCAGAAUGGGUACCGACACAUUGAUACGGCGCACAUGUAUGGAACGGAAAAGGCCGUUGGCGAGGCCGUGAGGGAGUCAGGUAUUCCCCGUGAAGAGAUAUUCAUUACCACAAAGUUGCGGUGGAAUGCCGGAGCGAAAGUCAGGGAGUCGUUCGAGGAGAGUCUUGCCAACCUGGGCUUAGGAUACAUUGACCUGUACCUCGUCCACUGGCCUCAGGCUGUUGUAUACGAGCCAGACAACCUGAUUCCGGUGAACCCAGAUGGAACGGUAAAAACCACGGACAAAGUCAACUUCAAUCAGGUGUGGGCAGAAGUAGAAAAGCUCCUGGAUACGGGGAAAGUCAAAGCGAUUGGCGUUAGCAAUUUCUCGAUAAAGAGGCUCGAGCAACUUUUCAAGACAGCGAAGGUGACACCCGCAGUGAAUCAAGUCGGAUUGCAUCCGUACCUGGCCAGCAACGAGCUCAGGCAUUACUGCGAAAAGCGGGGUAUCCUCGUCGCUGCCUACACUCCCAGCGGCUAUGCUAUUGUCCGAAACGAUCCCCUCAUUGUCGGUUUGGCAGAGAAGUACAAGGUCACCCCGAACCAUGUUAUCCUUUCAUGGCACUUGUCGCGGGGCACUAUUGUCGUUCCGAAGAGCGAGAAUAGCGAGAGGCAGAAAGAGAAUAUCACGAUUCCCGCCAUCUCGGAAGAGGACCUUGGAAAGAUCUGGCAUCUCGACCGUGGACAGAGAAUCUGUAACAAGGGUGACGAGAAGACUGGACAGGUUUGGGGAUGGACGUACGAGCAGCUCGGCUGGGAGAGUUUCUACCCCAAGUACUA
Molecule: messenger RNA, 903 nt
Organism: Cyclocybe aegerita
Lineage: Eukaryota; Fungi; Basidiomycota; Agaricomycetes; Agaricales; Hemipholiotaceae
Source: the annotation of a GenBank genome assembly